This is a messenger RNA of Fusarium graminearum PH-1, 1392 nucleotides long. RefSeq lists its product as uncharacterized. The transcript has 5 exons. Gene Ontology annotation, molecular function: hydrolase activity, acting on carbon-nitrogen (but not peptide) bonds. Lineage: Eukaryota; Fungi; Ascomycota; Sordariomycetes; Hypocreales; Nectriaceae. Bases 1 to 1392 code for a protein of 463 amino acids. The record is from RefSeq and is a predicted model, not a curated record.
AUGUCGAAUAAUAUUCUUUUACGGAACGGGUCGGUUAUAGUUCACGACGAACACGACCGUGUACAAGUUCUUGACAACUGCGACGUUUUGAUCUCAAACGGUUUUAUCGAACAAGUCGGAAAGAACAUCCCCCCUGUCAAAGACACCGAUAUUCUAGACUGUACCGACAAAAUUAUCAGUCCCGGAUUUGUCGACACCCAUCACCAUUUAUGGCAAACACAGCUGAAGGGAUAUGGCUUGGAUAACACCUGGCUAGACUACUUCUCAGAUGAUCUUCUCCAGUCUUUUAACUACUCCCCCGAUGACAGUUACUGGGGUCAAUUGGCAGGAUGUUUGGAAGCACUUGAUGCCGGAACGACCUUUGUCCUCGAUCACUGCCACGGUUGUCGCACUCCGGAACAUGCCGAGGCAGCUAUAACAGCGCUCUCUGAUUCUGGUAUCCGGGGUGUAUUUGCAUAUGCAGAAACAUUUCUCAAUCUCUGCAAGUGGGAUUCCCAGUCCGUUAUUCCUCGACCAACAUCUGUAUCCGAUAGUUACAUCCAGCACCUAGAGCAUCUCGCCCAGAAAGGUUCUUUCGCCGACGGUCGCGUCACAAUCGGUGUUGCAUUCGAUAAUUACCAUCUACCUCGACAUGAAGUAGAAAAACUAUUUCACAGAGCAAUCAAGGCUGGGGUCAAGCUCAUCACAACCCAUUGCGGGAACUUCGGACCAUCUGCACCUCAAGUUUUGGACAGAUACUCGUUGUUCCCCAAACCAGAAGAUGAUUAUACCAUCGUUCUUUCUCACGGGAACUACCUCGAUAAAACGGAUCUGACUAUGCUUUCUCAACGACAGAUUCCACUUUCUUGCACCCCAGCCACCGAGUCACAGGGCUAUUGUCACUUCUUAACCUCCUCAAGUCUCAUGCAGGCAGCACGCAACGCUCUUCUCUUGGCUAGACUGCAAAAGACUCUCGAGCUCAAGUCUGAAGGUAGGAAGCCAGUCAAGUUCGAUGAGACGGUGUAUGAUGUAUUCAACAAAGCCACAAUCCAAGGUGCCAGGGCUGUUCGAAUGCAAGACCAGAUCGGUUCUAUCCAGACUGGCAAGCGAGCGGAUAUCCUAGUCUUUACUAGAACUUCGUCACUAUCUUUCGGAACUGCUGCGAGACAGAACCCAGUGGCAGCUAUUGUGGGUUAUAGCGAACCUCGUGAUAUUGAGGCUGUUUUGGUCGGCGGCGUGUUCCGGAAAAGAGCGGGAACACUGCUUCCAAUUUUGAGAAAUGGGAAAACCGUAGGACUUGAUUCCAUCAUGUCGGAGGUUCGCCACAGUCAAGAGGCAAUUAGGAAGAGGCGGGAAGCUUGCAAUUUGGGUCUGUCCAGAGAUCUGGUGGAACAAAUUGCAACUCCGAGGUAG